AUGGCCACUGCGGGUGAAGUCUACCGACUUUUCACAAUAGUUACAGAAAUUCUGAUGGUCUACACGCUAAUCUUGUCCUUCUAUUUUAACAAAAAGCUCAGCCAAACCUCCCUUAUCCAUCCAAAUCUGAAACUCAUUUUGGUAAGGAAAACUCAACAUCGACAGGCUGAUAAUCAAUGAUUUUCAGCGCAACAUCGCAGUUGUCUACCCUAUCAUCAACAUUGCCAGAUUCGUCUCCUAUGGUUGGACAUUCGUCAUGGAAGCCGAAAUUUUCGCGCCAUAUCAAGCCAACAUAAUAUGUCUGAUUCCUCGGUUUAUUGAAGAAGUUGGAGUUGGUUGCUGUGCAACAUUAAUUGUUCAAAUUACUUUGGAACGGACAGUGGCCACUUUAAUGAGGAAGACUUAUGAGAAAAAAGGGGCGCAGAUUGGAUGGAUGAUCACUGGGCAGACUGUAAGCUCCGAAAGUCAUCGUAUGAUCGGAUUGAAUUUACUUUAGUUGCUGACAGCGUUCACAUUCUCGACAUGCCCCAUUAUUUAUGAUAUUUUCAUUAGCGAGCGUAUGGAUUUAAACAAAGCGUACGUUGGAUGCCGGCUAGAUCAAUUCCACGUGUUUAUGUAUCUGAUGGUAUUUGUGUCAGCGUUUAUUUGCUCCGUUGCAUCGGCCUUGGUAAGCUCUUAUUAAAGAUUUUUUUUAAGUCUCUUAACUCUCGUCUUGUCUAUGAAUAUAAAGACGAGCGCUGUAAAAUUACAGUGGGGGACCUGAUCCAGCGGCAAAAAACGUACCAUUUUGCAUCCGGCAAGCAUCAAAAAUGUGGCAAAAUGCUUCCCUGUCCAAGUGAAAAAACGUCGUUUUGAAGGGCUCGCUCUUUGCCUCGCAAAAUUUUUUUCACUUGGAGAGGGAAGCAUUUUACCACAUUUUUGAUACUUCCCGGAUGUAAAAUGGUACGUUUUUUGCCACUGGAUCAGGUCUCCAACUGUAACUGAAAUUAACAAACCCCAAUUCUAGGUUCUGCUUUACAUCUACUGCUAUUGUCGUUAUCAGCUGGGCAAAAUGGAAGAGAUGAAUCUCUCAACUAGAUAUCAGUACUCGGAAAACAUUUCGUGUAUCAAAGCCUUGUUGCCAUCAAUGGGGUUUUAUUUAUUUACGGCCACUGCUGGCGUCUAUGUCACCAUUUUCGUCUACUCCAACUUUUACACAUACGAGGAAAUUGAGAGAAACCGAGUGCUCAUCGAUGCCCACCUCAUGGUAGGUACUGAGAGCAGGUAAAAUUUAGUAGGAAUCCGUUUUUUCUACUUGCCGAAUAAGUCUGUGCGACGAGAAAUAUCGUCGAAAACAUCCGACCAAAAAAUCGAAAGAGAGAAAAGACGAACCGAAAGGCCUUCGAAGGCGUCACCAAAUAGUCUAGUGGAAAAAGUUCCACGCAUGAAUCUUUUGGCGGUGGGAGGCUUUGUAGGUUCGAGUCCACCCGGAGCGGAUAUGUCCGGCUUGAACCUACGUGUUCAUUAUUGUGUUCUACAGUUACAUAAAAAAUGUUUUUUGUUUAUUGACCUGUUUUGCAAGGUUUGUUGCAAAAUUUUAAGAAAAGUUGACAUUUCGGCAAUAUCUUUGAUAAGCCCGAUGUCGACAUAGUGGUAUUUUCCAGACACUUCUACUCGAUUCUGGAAGGUUGUAUAGGAUCUUGCAGAUCUUUUUCGGUUUCCCAAAAAGGAUGUUGCCAAAAUCUCACCUUUUCAUAAAAUUUUGCAAGAAAAGUUGAAAAGAGAAUUUUUGGGUCCUUGCGUGAGCGUGUAGUAGACCGCGUGAAUAUUUCCGAAAAAAUCGAUUUUGAGUUUUUUGGUUUAAAAUGGCCGUGAACAUAUGUUUAACAAAUGCCCAAAUUAUUUUUGUCAAAUUCUGCCCGGAAGAUAUAAAUUUGCAUAAAUUUGUCUUCUUUGGAACUUCGGACCUGGCGGCAUCAUAAAAAGAGGUAAUGACCAGUGAUUGCCACGCCUUCGGAUGCAAAAAACCUUGUAAAACAGGUUAAACAAAACCUGUAGAAUACAGUAAUGAACACGUAGGUUCAAAUCCGGAGAUGUCCGGCUCCGGGUGGACUCGAACCUCCAAGGCCUCCCUCCCCCAAAAGAUUUGUGCGUGGAACUUUUUCCACUAGACUAUUUGGUGACGUCUUCCAAGGCCUCUCGGUUCGUCUUUUCUCUCUUUCGAUUUUUUGGUCGGAUCUUUUCGACGAUAUUUCUCGUCGCACAGACUUAUUCGGCAAGUAGAAAAAACGGAUUCCUACUAAAUUUUACCUGCUCUUUCAGAAUAUCUAGGUCUUAUUUGCGGAUCCCACGGAUCGUUGGGACCAUUCCCUUGUGAGAUACGACGGCUUUAUCAACCUUUUCCUCAAAUAUUAUAAAAAUUUUAGGUCCUGCACAUUAUUGGCCAGCUGUACGCCAUUGGAGCUAUGACAUGCUUUUUAACCUUCUUUAAACCCUUGCGAAAUGAGGUUGUAAAUGACAUCAACUGUCUGUUACGCAAGAAAUAUGUGGAACCAGACGAAGGCAUGCUGAAAGCGGACGUCGUGAAACGCGAAGAAAACAUCGACCACUUCAAGAUGAUGAACAAGUCAUGGCAAUAA
This is a messenger RNA of Bursaphelenchus xylophilus (pine wood nematode), 2618 nucleotides long. The record is from the annotation of a GenBank genome assembly. NCBI's taxonomy places the organism in Eukaryota, Metazoa, Nematoda, Chromadorea, Rhabditida, Aphelenchoididae.